Molecule: messenger RNA, 1222 nt
Organism: Ananas comosus (pineapple)
Lineage: Eukaryota; Viridiplantae; Streptophyta; Magnoliopsida; Poales; Bromeliaceae
Product: probable ribose-5-phosphate isomerase 4, chloroplastic
Exons: 9
Coding region: 74-928 (284 amino acids)
Biological process (GO): pentose-phosphate shunt, non-oxidative branch
Molecular function (GO): ribose-5-phosphate isomerase activity
Source: RefSeq, a predicted model, not a curated record
AGCAAAAGAAAGAGUUUCGCACUCCGCACCACUCCAUGAUGAGGAGGUAGCAGGAGAGGUAGGCGCGCAAACCAUGGCCCAUGCAACCGUUCCGUUAUCCGUGCCGAAGCAUGUUCCGUCCGUCCGCCGGAAUAUUCCCUCCGCCCCCGCCCGUGGCCGGAGCACGGUGGCCUCCGUCGCCGACGCCGACUUCUUCGAGGCCGCCAAACAAACGGUGGAUAGAUUCGUGAAGAGUGGGAUGGUGGUCGGAUUGGGCUCCGGUCGCGCGUCGAGCUUCGCCGUUCGGUAUCUGGGGAGGUGUCUACAACAAGGAGCUCUGCGCGACGUCGUCGGAAUACCCUCGUCAGUUUUCAGUGCAAGUGAGGCAGCAAAAGCAGGAAUUCCACUAAACCAUUACCAAGAGAAUCUUCAAAUUGAUUUUGCAUUUAAUGAUGCCGAUUUAAUUGAAGAGGGAACACUAACUGCUCUCAUCGGUCGACGAAAGCCGGAGGGUGGAGAGUCCCUUUUCAUAGAAAAGUCAAUCGCAAAAGCAGCUAGUAAACUGGCCUUAAUUGUUGCUGAGAAGCAGUACACCAGAGAUGUGGAUGGAUCAAUUCCAGUGUUAGUUAAUUGUGGUAAUUGGAUGGAAACUGCUGAGGAAAUAGAUGACUUGUUCCUGGGAGAUGCCGAGGUGUGGAGAAGGCCAACAUCUGGACAAGCAGACCCAAUGGGAGGUGAUUUCCCUCUGGUUACAAGAGAAGGACAUCAUGUUCUUGAUGUUAUUUUCACUUCUCCCAUACUUGAUUUAGGCCAAGUAGCAGAAAGUCUGGAUCAGAUUGCUGGAGUUGUGGACCAUGGAAUCAUAUUUAGCGUAAAUCCAUGCGUCGCCAUCGUCGCAUCGAAGAAUGGGGUAGCAAUCGUCGAUAAGAAAUCUUCGGUAAUUUCCUAAGGAUUGAAGUAUCAUCGUCGCAUCGAGAGAAAUGAGUUAAAUGGUUUUUUCUGCAGUAUUUGAGCUGUGAUACCUCCAAAGAAUUAUCUUCAAUUGGAUGUGUUGAUGCAUUUAGUAAUGGAUGAUCAAUUUUCUUAUGAUGUUUGUUGAUUUUUUUGGUCAGUAAACAAGCAAAUACAUGGGCUUGUUUUCUGUUAUAAUCCUACAUGAGAACAAUGGAAACAUUUAAUUCCAUUUCAAUGGAAUUAAAUGUAUGGUGUUUUGUGUUCAAACCCACCAAAUUAGAUGUCUAAA